Eublepharis macularius is the source of this 1742-nucleotide messenger RNA. RefSeq names its product NAD(P) dependent steroid dehydrogenase-like (gene NSDHL). The transcript has 8 exons. Gene Ontology annotation, molecular function: 3-beta-hydroxy-Delta5-steroid dehydrogenase (NAD+) activity. The record is from RefSeq and is a predicted model, not a curated record. Lineage: Eukaryota; Metazoa; Chordata; Lepidosauria; Squamata; Eublepharidae. The coding region runs from base 158 to 1195 and encodes 345 amino acids. Gene Ontology annotation, biological process: steroid biosynthetic process.
UGCCAGUUUCAGGGAUUUGAGUUGCUUUGCUGGGGAUCUGCAGCGACUUCUUCCUGUUAGCAGGUGGCUGAACCCAAAAGGAAAUUGGAGAGCUGAACUGCUCAGCAGGUGUUCCUUCUUGAAGAAUCUGCUGCACAGUCCUCACUAAUCUCCCAACAUGGCUACACGACUGAGGCCGGCCUUUAAGAAAUGCACCGUGAUAGGUGGCUCGGGGUUCCUGGGGCAGCACCUGGUGGAGCGCCUCCUGGAGAAAGGCUACUCAGUCAAUGUGUUUGAUGUCCGAAAGGGCUUUGAGAAUGACCAGGUGCAAUUCUUCUUGGGAGAUCUCUGCAGCAAAGAGGAUCUGCUUCCAGCUUUGCAAGGAGUGACUGUGGUAUUUCACUGCGCGUCACCAGCACCUUCCAGCAACAACCGAGAGCUUUUCUACAAGGUCAAUUAUUUGGGGACAAAAGUGGUCAUUGAGACUUGCAAAGAAGCUGGUGUCCAGAAACUGGUGUUGACCAGCAGUGCCAGCGUUGUCUUUGAGGGCACCGACAUCAAGAAUGGGACUGAAGAUCUACCAUAUGCAAAAAAACCCAUUGACUACUAUACGGAGACUAAGAUUCUGCAGGAGAAGGAAGUGCUGAGUGCCAGUGAUCCAGAGAGGAAUUUCUUCACUGCCGCUAUUCGCCCCCAUGGCAUAUUUGGUCCACGGGACCCCCAGCUGGUUCCCAUCCUUGUCCAGGCAGCCCGAAGUGGCAAGAUGAAGUUCAUGAUUGGGGAUGGGAAAAACUUGGUGGAUUUUACCUUUGUGGAAAAUGUGGUCCAUGGACAUAUACUGGCUGCAGAGCAACUUCAGAGAGACUCUCCCCUGUGUGGGAAGGCAUUCCACAUCACAAACGAUGAGCCCGUCCCCUUCUGGGAGUUCAUGUCGCGCGUCCUGACCGGCCUGAAUUAUGAGGCUCCUAAGUACCGCAUCCCCUACUGGCUGGCUUAUUACUUGGCCCUCCUCCUGUCUGUGGUCGUGCUGCUGCUGAGCCCCCUCGUCACAAUCAACCCCACUUUCACCCCCAUGCGGGUGGCGCUCGCUGGCACGUUCCACUACUACAGCUGUGAGCGAGCCAAGAGGGACAUGGGCUACAAGCCCCGGGUCAGCCUGGACGAAGCGGUGGCAAAAACCAUCAAGAGCUACCCACACCUCCGCCGUGCCAAGUAGCUGUCAAAGGCCUCAGAGUCCAUCAGCGGAAUCUCACCUCUCUGGAUUUCCGGGUUCUUGGCUUCCACUCUGGUCUCCAUCUUGGAAGCCACCACCUGAAACGACUUUAUACCGUGAACUGCCUGUGACCGAUCUGCCAUGACCAGCGUCUCAAAAUAUGACUGUCCCAGUCAUGGUUGAAUGGUUGUAAACCUCCAGCGUGACCAACUUACCUGCUUCCUUCCACGGCUUGAGUGCGUUCCUGCUCUGAGUAUACCUUGCCUUUUCAGAGGGCAGGAAAGCACAUGGGAGGCAAAUUUUCCUUACUAGAGUUUUUUUAAUCUUGCACUGUUGUGGGGGAGCUACUUUCUCUUCCCAAACAAGGCCACUCUUGGAGCAAGGGGCUAAAUCUGUGGCCAAAUGCCAAAGUUGGAGUUAUGGCUCAUUCUGUCUGAAAAGCUGACUCUAUGAGAACUUUGCUUGUUAACCAACAGGGAAGAGUUUAUCUGUGUAGUAUGAAAAAAAUGACACUGGGUGGUGUCUCCCAAAUAAAAAUGUGAAGCUCUCU